GGGCGAACAAGAAAGGCAUUUGGUUGCUGAGUGCGGUGAAUUUGAAGAAAUGGUGUUGAAGGAGAUUCCUGCGGACAAUUUUACUCGACCCCUGGGUCGCAAUGAAGUCAUUGGUUUACUGUUCAGAUUGACCAUUUUUGGGGCUGUGACGUAUUUUACCAUUAAAUGGAUGGUAGAUGCCAUUGACCCCACUAGGAAACAAAAAGUGGAAGCACAGAAACAGGCCGAAAAGCUUAUGAAGCAGAUCGGUGUUAAAAACGUGAAGCUCUCAGAGUACGAGAUGAGCAUCGCCGCUCACUUGGUGGACCCUCUGAGCAUGCAGAUCACUUGGGGUGACAUUGCUGGAUUGGAUGAUGUGAUCACAGAGCUUAAAGACACCGUCAUACUUCCUAUCCAGAAACGGCACUUGUUUCAUGGGUCUCGGCUGCUCCAGCCUCCAAAAGGUGUGUUGCUGUAUGGGCCUCCUGGCUGCGGCAAGACCCUGAUUGCCAAAGCCACCGCUCGGGAGGCCGGAUUCCGCUUCAUCAACCUGCAGCCCUCUACCCUGACUGACAAGUGGUAUGGAGAGUCGCAGAAGCUGGCUGCUGCUGUCUUCUCGCUGGCUAUCAAGCUCCAGCCCUCUAUCAUAUUUAUUGAUGAGAUCGACUCCUUUUUGAGGAGCCGCUCGAGCUCUGACCACGAGGCCACCGCCAUGAUGAAGGCCCAGUUCAUGAGCCUGUGGGAUGGCCUGGACACUGACCACCACUGCCAGGUGAUCAUUAUGGGAGCCACUAACCGCCCGCAGGACCUGGACUCUGCCAUUCUGAGACGGAUGCCCACCAGGUUUCACAUUAAUCAGCCAAACCUGAGGCAGAGGCAGGCGAUCCUGAAACUCAUACUGGCAAAUGAAAAUGUGGAUACGACCGUUGACCUAUCAGAAGUGGCCAAGGACACAGACGGAUUCUCAGGAAGUGACCUGCGGGAGAUGUGUCGAGAUGCCGCGCUGCUCUGUGUGAGAGACUUUGUGCAUAACAACCACACUGAGAACAGCGAGGACGAGGACUACAUCCGGCCGAUCCAGCAGCAGGACUUGCAGAAAGCCAUAGGGAAGAUGAAGAAGUCAAAGACGGCCGGUUCGCAGCCCAUGCUGCUGAUGCACGCUGCUUUGGACUGAGCCUCGGAGAGCCGGGCGUGACCGUGUCGCCGGGAAGUGUGUUCUCACUUAGCUCUUCGAGCUGAUUUCAAUUUCAUUUUGUACAUUUUCUUUUUUUUUCGUUUAAUUUUAUUUUAAAAAGAUGGAGCAACACCCGCGUUUCCCUGUCUGGCGGAAACGAGGAGGCAGUGGCGGCCCUGCCCUCCCUCUGAAACUUUGCAAGCACCAUGUGAUCCACAAAGCUCUGAGGAUUCACCCAUCAGCCUCGGGCUUCAUUAAAUGUCGUCUUUCUCACUUUUUUGAGAAUUUUAUUUAUGUUUAAAGUGUGUGUGUGUAAAAAGAUAAGGUGGUUUAUAUUGCACAGUUUCAGCAUUGAACAUGCUAUAAUUUAAGUGGGUAUAAAAUGACAUUGUGUAGCUGACAUUGGCUGCACUCUGAAUUGCUGGAUGGCAGGAGUGCAGGAAAACUGUUAAAGCUCAAGACAAGAUUAGAGACCUUUGCUUUGGUGCAGGUGCAGAACAGACUGGAAGAAUCCUUCCGUUAUUACGACAGUGCCGUCACGGGACAACAGGAAAAGUGUCUGAUACAAAACAUAGAGAUGCUUGAGCUUCUCCAACACAGCCGUGGUAAUAAAACGAGUGAAAUUAUUAGAUUCGUUAGGCUAGUAAUAUUUCUGCUGUUCUUGACUACUUUCAAAGGUGUUCAUUUGUUAAGGAUACUUUUUAAAGUGAAAAAUGAUGCUCAUUGACUUUAUGGUCUGUAAAUUCUAUUAUUUGCACUGUCAGUCCCAUGAAUGCGGUAGGUAAGGAUUCACUUACACAUGAACUUGCAGCGUAUGAUUUUAUGCAAAUGUUCACAUCUUUUACUGUUUACUGUGUCUUUCAUAAGCUCGGUGGAUUAUUUAAAUAUAAUAAACAUAUAAAGAUAUUAUAUACCUGUAUAUAAAUGAGCAUUUUCUCCAAUGUGUGUUGUACUGUGGGAGGUAUGGAAAGAUUAUCCGAUCCAUAAAGCAGCAAAUUCAAAAAUCCUGUGAUACCCACUGGAGUACAUUUGGGUUCAGACUAUUGAUGUUGUCUUAAUGAACUGACCGUUCAAAUAAAACAUCAGUGAGAACAUGAAUUCGGACUUAUUGAAAAGAACAUCUGUUAAUGUAUUGUGCGUUAUCUUUAUUUCUAGUGUCUAUGCUUUUCUCCUUAGCGACUGACAAUUGGGCUUGUACACGAUGCAACGUACAAUUUACCCAUUUAUUCUUUUUUUUUUUUUUUUUUUUUUUAAACUGGAACAAUGCAGGGUAAAGCACCAUGCUCGCAGAUACUGUGGCAGGAGGUGGAAUUUGAACCCGGGCUCUUUCAUUGAAAGAAGAUGGUUCAAACCACAUUCCGCCCCAGUAUGAAUGGUUCUUAGAUUUUCUGGAACCGAUCAUUUAAAACAACCUGUUUGAUAUCAGAUGUUCCUGGGAGAAGAAGUACAGCUCCAGCCUGGUUAUUUUUACUCCCUUCUCCUUGGGCAUCCAUGAAAGGAAGGCAUUGAUUUGGUUGGCAGCAGAGUGCACGUGGCUAAUGGAGGGAGGAGAACAGUACCAGUGUAAAUGCAUGUAAAAGGGAGGCACGAUGCCAAGAAAGGUUGACUCAUGGUGUGGUCUUACAGCUAAAUCCCUGCUCGCACGGUCAUGUUGACAUAGCAAUGUUCACGGUGUAGUCGUCAGCACGACACGGUUAGUCUCCACUUCAGUCUUGGAGAUGUUCGACGUUUGCUCUCACCAGCAGUUUCUGCUUCAAAUUUCACUAUUAUUCCUACUAAUAUGAUGGCUUUAUCCCAGGUGACUGUUAAAUUUAUUUACUCAGUUAUGCAUCAGAGCAUUUUUUUACUGGGUCAAUUCAGAGUAAGUACGGUGAUCGAGGGGUUGACCGCAGGAGUGUUAUUUGAAGGUUCUUUGAGGGUUACAGCCCCUGCCUUUGGACCCAAAGGUCACAGGUUCGAGUCCCACUUGCAGCAGUAGAA
Scleropages formosus (Asian bonytongue) is the source of this 3133-nucleotide messenger RNA. RefSeq names its product ATPase family AAA domain containing 1b (gene atad1b). Gene Ontology annotation, biological process: extraction of mislocalized protein from mitochondrial outer membrane. The record is from RefSeq and is a predicted model, not a curated record. The transcript is spliced from 10 exons. Gene Ontology annotation, cellular component: mitochondrial outer membrane. Lineage: Eukaryota; Metazoa; Chordata; Actinopteri; Osteoglossiformes; Osteoglossidae. Bases 50 to 1153 code for a protein of 367 amino acids. Gene Ontology annotation, molecular function: ATP hydrolysis activity; ATP binding.